This is a messenger RNA of Hydatigera taeniaeformis, 258 nucleotides long. Lineage: Eukaryota; Metazoa; Platyhelminthes; Cestoda; Cyclophyllidea; Taeniidae. The record is from the annotation of a GenBank genome assembly.
AUGUUUAUGGCAACUCGUGCUUUGAAGUUGGCUAAGUGGAAUGUGAUAUUUGGUGGUGGUGGUGGUGGUGGUGGAGGGGGUGACACUUCUACGAGUGCCGGCAUGGCGACAAACGGUGCUUGAGUGGAUAGUGAGUGGAACAAUCGAAUGCUGAUUAUAUCUGCGAUUGCCAUGGCUGGUCCGCUUCACCUCUCGGUCGCCCGCUAUGUGAGUGGGUUUGGGAAUAAUGCACCGUCAGCCGUGGCGUCGUCGGUUUGA